This is a messenger RNA of Aspergillus lentulus, 945 nucleotides long. Lineage: Eukaryota; Fungi; Ascomycota; Eurotiomycetes; Eurotiales; Aspergillaceae. The record is from RefSeq and is a predicted model, not a curated record.
AUGUCGACGUCGGAUCGCAUCUCGCGACCCACCAAUCCCGAUGGCCUCGUGCUUGAGGCAUGGGGCCAGGGCCUCAUGCUGGGCUGCCUGCUGGUCAUGGCGUCAGUGACCUUUGUCAACAUGAAGAAGCACAUUCUGCUCCAUAAAUUGAUUCUGCUCGAGUUGAUCCUGGCCAUGCCCAAUGGGACCUUCAUCUUCCCCAAGGACCCUGUGUAUGGGUGGUACCAAAGCGUCACGGCCGUCGGGCUGAAUGUGUCGUGGAGCUUGCACAAUGUGAUCGCCUGGAUGAAGAACCGCCCGUUCAUGUCGCGAAAGGUGUCGCUGUUCUAUAUCGGGACCGUGAUCCUGGCGCAGCCCUACUGGGUGCUGGAGAUCUAUGCCAAUUUUGCCUACUUCAACAACUACAACAAGAUUUUCCUGACCACGAGGCCGCUCGAGCCCAUUUUCCGUGACCCCUGGUGGAUCUUCACCACCUGCUCCCUCUUCUACACCAUCAAACGCGAAUACAACUUUGGGAUCAUUGAGCUGGUCAGCGUCUCCCCGCGGUUUGGCAUCAUGCUGGCGUCCAUGUGUCUCUCCAUUGCUUUCAUGGUCGUCGAUACCUGCAGCGUCCUCAACGUGUUUAGCCAUUCGUCCUUGCCGACGGGGAUUGAGCCAUUCUGGAAGUUGUCGUUUAUUUUCAAAUGUCUCUGCGACACGGUCAUCCUCGACGACUUCAAAACCGCCCUAGAUCGCAUGCGCGCCUACUGGCUUCGGAAACGGAACAUGGGCGGUGAAAUCCUGUUACAUACCGGCGAGCAUCACCAUCAGCAUCAUCGUAUGGAGGGCAGUGGACGGUUACGCCCGACGGAUGAGGAUAUUGAAGCCCUGACUGGGAAUAGGGGAGAUGGGAGGAAAUCAGACUCACUCCCAAAGGUAUAUACACGCGAACAUGUCAGGGGAUAG